This is a messenger RNA of Dichotomopilus funicola, 1050 nucleotides long. RefSeq lists its product as uncharacterized. The record is from RefSeq and is a predicted model, not a curated record. Lineage: Eukaryota; Fungi; Ascomycota; Sordariomycetes; Sordariales; Chaetomiaceae. The annotation marks the transcript as partial. The transcript has 2 exons.
AUGGUACGCCGUGGACUCCGCGACAGCUCCAUGAGACGGGUACCAGGCCGGUACCAAGAAGACUUUGGGCCGUCGCGUGCCGACCGGCCAUUGUACAUGCACCCGGAUGUGCCGUUCAACCCUGAUCUGGUGCCGCACUGUGCCCACCCGAGCUUGCCGCUCAACCACCCGGAGCUGGGGCCGUCGGAGGCCUAUCGUCUUGCGUUGAGGGCGGCUGCUGCGGCUAGGGGUGGGGCAGGUGAGGGUGGUGCCGGUGAUGGUGAAGAUGGUGAGAGUGAGGAGAGUGAGAGUGGGAGUGAGAGUGGGAGUGAGAGUGGUGAGGAAGAGGAGGGCGAGGAUGAUAGUUCUCGUUCGGACCAGGUUGUUGGCAGCAGCCUGGAAGAGAUGAUUGACGACAUGUCAAUCACGGAGGAGCGGCCAGCUGCUGCUGCUAUGGCAGUGGCUGCUGCCGCACCCCCGGCCAUCACCCCCGACCCUCGGCCGACUAAUGCCUGGCCGAACGACCAAGAUGCCGACCCGGCCCGAGUGGCCAAGACUGCGGUGUUUCCUCCUCGGCAGGAGGACGCCGGCGAGCUGCCGAAUCAUGGCGGCCCGGACGUGGGGCGAAAGGAGAUUCCCCAACAACCCCCCUCCUCCUCCCCCGCGCCGCAAUGGUCCUCCCUCCCCCCGGGCGUCCAAUACGCCAUAAUAGCCGACAUGACACGUUCGGUCCCUCUCUCCGUCGCCGUCGCCGCCCUCCAUCUCUCCCGGGCCGACCUCGCGGCCCUCCUCAACCUCAUCGCUGAGGAGCGGCGUAAGAACCACCAGCACAGCGCUCUGCUGUCUGGAGGUGGUGGUCUCGGUUCUGGUCCUCUGCUGGCGCUGCCAGAGCCGGAGGUGUUGCGUGCCCUGGCGCCGGUGACCGAGGGCCUGGCGGCCAGGGAGGUGCGUCGGGGAAGGGCGUUUUUGGUGUCGGUGGGUUUGGGGGAUGUCGCGGGGGGUUUGGGCUGGUGGGUUGGGGUUGGUGGGACGUAUCGGCCCGUGAGGGUUGAUGCGGCGUGUCGGAGGGAG